Molecule: messenger RNA, 1647 nt
Organism: Clonostachys rhizophaga
Lineage: Eukaryota; Fungi; Ascomycota; Sordariomycetes; Hypocreales; Bionectriaceae
Source: the annotation of a GenBank genome assembly
AUGGCGAACAUGUUUUAUCUGCCCAUCUGGCUAUCUGCGGCCGUGAUUUCUGCGUCAGUAUACCUCGCGUUUCUGACUGUACAAUACUUCCUGUCUACUCUGCGACCGAAAGACUUUCCUCCAGGUCCACCAACGGUGCUUGGACUGGGAAAUCUGCAUCAAAUCCCGCUCAAGAAGCCCUAUAUAAAGUUCCAGGAGUGGUCAAGGGUCUACGGGGAAAUAAUCAGCCUCAAAGCCGGCACAGCGAAUCUCAUUGUCCUUCAAAGCCCGGAAGUCCUCCACGAGCUCCUCAGCAAGCGAGCGGCCUACUACUCCGGCCGUCCGUACAGCUACAUCUCGGUCGAACGCGUCUUUGGCGAGCAUCGGGACAAGCAUAUACUCAAUGUCCAGAACGAUUCCUACCUGCGACGCUGGCGCACGGCUGCCGCGUAUCUCGUGGGCAAGAACAGUUCGCAGGACAUGAUGCCCAUGCAGGAAGCCACCUCGACAACGCUGGCGAGGAAUCUACUGAAGAGCACACCGUCGGAGACUCUGAGAGAGUUGGAGAAAUGGGCACUGGCCACUCCGCUACUGGCUGUCUGUGGACAACGCCUGGAGAAACGGGACCCAGACUUUGCCGAUCGGUUUUUCAGCAUCCAGAAGGUCUGGCUCGAGCUUCUGGAGCCAGGUAAGGCACCUCCCGUCGAUGCAUUCCCUUUUCUCCGCUGGGUGCCAGAGAGAUUCGCUUUGUGGAAGAGCAACGCGCGAAUGGUACGUAAGUUCAUGCUUGAGUCGUACUUCAGCUAUCUGGAAACCGCACUCGAGUCCGGACAUGACGCCAAGGAGAAGGGUGGCGGGUCCCAACGCCGAUUCCAGUCCGUUCUAUCCAGGAUAAUGGAGGACGAAGAAGCGGAGAGAGAGAAACCAAAUGCAAAGGCCACAUUUUCCCAUGAUGAGCUUGCAUAUGUUGGUGGUGGCCUCAUUGAUGCAGCAGUCGACACGACAUGGGCGACGCUGUCCAGCUUUGUGCUGUACAUGGUUGCCUGUCCCGAUGCUCAGGCCAAAGCACAUGGUGAGAUCAGCCGUGUGAGUCCCGACCAACCACCAGGAGGUGAUGUGAUUGAGGGCAUCCCGUAUAUCCGGGCAUGCCUUCUCGAGAUUCUCCGACUUUGCCCAGCAGCUCCCAAUGGGAUACCGCGUGUCGUCAGCCGCGAGGACAACUACAAGGGCUUCCGCAUCCCCAAGGGAGCCACCGUCGUCGCCAACUUCUGGGGUAUGCAGCGCAACCCGGACGACUACGAUCGACCCAACGAGUUCCUUCCCGAGAGGUAUCUCAAUCAUCCGCUCGGCCUCAAAGCCAGAGCCCAGGAAACUGCGGCCAAGCGUGCAACGUAUACGUUUGGCGCCGGGCGCAGGAUCUGCCCGGGGGAUCAAUUUGCGCAAAACUCGGUUCUUGUUGCCAUGUCGAAGCUGCUUUGGGCGUACCAUAUCGUGCCGGCAGAGAAGGAGCCCCUUGACCUUGAUGUUGAGACGGCCUUCCACCCAGGCCUCAUCCUGGGCCCCGAGCCGUUCAAGGUUGACUUUGUGUUGCGGGAUGCGGCAAGGGAGGAGGCUGUCCUUCGAGAUUAUGAUGAGGCUCAGGCCGUCCUUGGCGGGUUUGGCCUUUAA